Polypterus senegalus (gray bichir) is the source of this 6673-nucleotide messenger RNA. RefSeq names its product phosphodiesterase 3A, cGMP-inhibited (gene pde3a). Bases 170 to 3556 code for a protein of 1128 amino acids. NCBI's taxonomy places the organism in Eukaryota, Metazoa, Chordata, Cladistia, Polypteriformes, Polypteridae. Gene Ontology annotation, cellular component: cytosol. Gene Ontology annotation, molecular function: 3',5'-cyclic-AMP phosphodiesterase activity. The record is from RefSeq and is a predicted model, not a curated record. Gene Ontology annotation, biological process: positive regulation of oocyte development; oocyte maturation. The transcript is spliced from 15 exons.
UUACACUUAAUUUACCUUUGGAAAUUUGUUGAACAAAUUCAUGUCCUAAAUGCCGCUAGGCGCAUACAUAAGCUGCAUUUAUAAAAUGCAUGCAAAUGAAUGUGCAGAAGAGGAAACAACCUUUGGAAUACCAUAACUUCAGAAGACGCUACAUUUUGUUUUAGAAAAUAUGGCAAUGACAGGCGAAUCUUCUCAUGCGCAGGGAAGAUGCAAAGGAGACAAAACUCAAGCAGCACCCGAUCGCAACGGCUAUGUCAGAGGCUAUGUCGGAGCUCUGAAGAAGGACCUCGGCUGUCAGACCUGGUGGACCUUAGCUCUCGCAGAAGUCUGGCGUUCCAUGAAAGUUUCCUCUGCGUUAUGCAUGGGCUUGCUAUCGGUCACCCUGGCUCUAAUAGUGAAGUUUGUGAAGGGGGAGCGAGAUUUCAGUGGGGGAGCAUCAGAGGAGAACAACUCAAUUUUGACUGGGUGCACAGAAGAAAUCCACACUGUUUGGUGGCACUCCGCCGCCCCGCUCUUCACCCUUGUGUGCGUCUUCUUUUGGGUGGGCUUGUAUCUGAUCCGCUGCGGGGUCCUGUUUAAGACUGCCCUCUCCCUACUGACCAUCUGCCAUGUGGGAGAAGCGGCUGCCCAUUUUUUAUUGCUGGGAGCGGACGAUCAGCUGCUGUCCUUCUCGGCCACAUUGUUAGUGCUGGCGUGCUUAGCCGCGGGCGCGCUGGUGCUGGCCAAGCUUAAACAGGGCAUUUAUGUCAUCGUCUUUAUCAGCCUUGUCAGGACGCUUUCUCUACUUUCACUGAGUGAAGUCCGAGUCAGUUGGAGACCAUACCUGGCUUAUUUGGUUGGGGUUCUGGGAAUUUGUUUAGUGCGGUAUGUGGACCAGCUGUUACCAAAAACAGGGGUGCUUAAAGAGGACAGUGCUUCAUUGACCGGAUCAAAAGAAGACAUUACGGUUUUCAAAAGGAGACGGCGAUCCAGUUCUGUAGUUUGUUCAGAUAUGGCUAACAGUCAGGCCGGUAGUAGCAGAAGCCACCGCCGGACGUCCCUGCCAUGUAUUCAGAGAGAUCAGCCCUCAGGAACCAGUGUUGUUGUUGAUAUUGCAGUGAUGGGUGAGGCCCAUGGACUGAUCACAGACCUCCUGGCUGAUCCUUCACUUCCACCUAAUACCUGCACAUCUCUGAGGGCUGUCAGCAAUCUUCUGAGCACACAAUUGACCUUUCAGCCCAUCCAUCGUCCCCGCAUCAACCCACUAGUGUCCUUCAGUGAGAAUUACGUCCACUCUGACUCAGAAGAUGGGCCAGAAAAAGGGGAGAAAUUAGCCAUACCCAAGCGCCUCAGGAGAAGUCUCCCACCUGGUUUGCUAAGACGUAUUUCAUCCACCUGGACUACUACAACUUCAGCUACUGGCUUGCCUACCAUUGAGCCAGGACCAGUGAGACGAGAUCGUAGUGGCAGCAUCAAACCUGUCCAUGAGGUGUCCUCCUGCAGUCCUGUCACUAGUGAGUCACGGAGCAACUCGGUCUUGCUGACAAUUGCCAAAAGCAGAUCCCCGUCUGCUUCAUAUGCUGCAACCUCUACAAACCACCUGAAUUCCAAAAGACAGAUCAGACCAGGUUGUCCGCCUUCCAACAUGUCACCUCUCAUCUCCCCGUGCCAUUCGCCCAUCCAAGAGACCCUGGCCAAUAGCCCCAUCUGCAAAGGUUCAUCUGUUGAACUUCCUGAUGCAGCAGAUGCACUGGGCAGGCAUGCUGUCAGCACACACAAAGCCCUAAUGCACUCACACUCCCUGGGACAAAUGGCUGUCAGUUCAUUGGUGUGCAGUAGCUGUGGAAGACCAUAUAACAAAAUAAACUUCAAUGAAGGUACGUUGGACAAAGUGGAGAUACCAACAAAUUCACUAAACAGGACAGAUGAUCCCGCUCAGGCAACGUCUGAUUACGACAGUACUCAUGAAACUAACCACAGUGACGACAUUGUACCUAAUGAAGACAAAUCAAAGCACUGUAAAGGAAGAUUUGAAUCCAGCAAAGAGUCAAUUUGCAGAUCAUACAGACCAGACAGUCUCAUUCUGCAUCCUUUAAUACAACCUGAGGACAAGCCAAUUCUUGCACCUGAGCCUCUUGUAAAAGAAGAUUUGGAUUCAAUCAUGGGUCAGCUGAACAACUGGAACUUCCCCAUUUUUGACCUCGUUGAAAAGACUGGUGGGAAGACAGGAUGCAUUCUUAGUCAGGUGUCAUACAGGCUCUUUGAAGACACUGGGCUUUUUGAAACAUUUAGCAUUCCACUGAGGGAGUUCAUGAAUUAUUUUCAUGCACUGGAGAACGGCUACCGUGACAUACCUUAUCACAACAGAAUCCAUGCAACUGAUGUACUCCAUGCUGUGUGGUUUUUAACAACUCAGCCAAUACCGGGCCUGCCUACUGCAAUAAACGAUCAUAGUUCAAACAGUGAUUCAGAUUCUGACAGUGGGAUCACUCAUGGACACAUGGGGUAUGUUAUAUCCAAAACAUAUGGGAAUCAGGAGGAUCGGUAUGGCUGUUUGUCAGGCAAUAUUCCUGCCCUAGAGCUCAUGGCCUUAUAUGUGGCUGCUGCCAUGCAUGACUAUGAUCAUCCUGGAAGAACUAACGCCUUCCUUGUAGCUACCAGUGCUCCUCAAGCAGUAUUGUAUAAUGAUCGAUCUGUGCUGGAAAACCAUCAUGCUGCAUCAGCCUGGAACCUCUUCAUGUCCCGGCCUGAAUACAACUUCCUGGUGAACUUGGAUCAUGUGGAAUUUAAGCGUUUUCGUUUCCUUGUUAUAGAAGCCAUUCUAGCAACUGACCUCAAGAAGCACUUUGAUUUCCUGGCUGAGUUUAAUGCAAAGGUAAAUGAUGAUGUUGGAGCAGGUGUAGACUGGUCAAAUGAAAAUGACCGCCUGCUUGUCUGUCAAAUGUGUAUUAAAUUGGCAGACAUUAAUGGGCCAGCAAAGUGCAAAGAGCUCCAUCUGCAGUGGACAGAAGGCAUUGUCAAUGAAUUUUAUGAACAGGGAGAUGAGGAGUCAAGCCUUGGUCUUCCUGUCAGCCCCUUUAUGGACCGCUCUGCACCACAGCUGGCCAAGCUCCAAGAAUCCUUCAUUACACACAUUGUGGGUCCUUUGUGCAAUUCCUAUGAUUCUGCUGGCCUCAUUCCUGGCAGGUGGAUUGAAACUGCUGAAGGAGCAGAAGAAGAUGGAGAUACAGAUGACAUUGAAAAUGGUGUGGACGAUGAAGAUGAGAUACCAGAUGAAGAUGCCUCUGAUACCUCUGAUAGUUCUCAGAAGGAAGGACGUAAGAAGCGAAGGAAAAUUUACUGCCAAAUCACUCAGCACCUAAUGGAGAACCACAAUAUGUGGAAAAAAGUGAUAGAUGAAGAACAGAAGCAAGUGGAGCCAAAGGCAGAGGACACAUCAAGGCACUCCAGUUCCUCUGAGACAAUCCCUGCCAUUGCUGAAGAAGAGGAGAGGAGUUCUGCCGAGCUGGAAGACAAUGAGAGAGCCCAGUGGAAGGCCGAAGCUACAACAUCGCAGCAGAUGCAAUGUGACCAGUGACCUAGUGGUCCAGCAAGCGGGGUGAGGACCAAACAACCAAUCCACGCAUUGGACUCCUGUUUCAUUUGCCAGCACAUCACUUUUGACACAACACUGUAGAAGUUUUGGAAAUAAUGUGCCUGGAAUGGUAUUAAAGGGGUGGGGUUGGGGUGAAAGGGUGGGUGCCUGGGAUUUACUUUUUCCUUGACUGAACUUUUUUAAUGGGGUCGGGUACAGUAUGAGGAUUUAAGUUUCCGUUUGAGGAAGCUUCCGCACUGCAAUAUGGAUCACACGUCAAACUUUCCAAAAAAAGAAAAUAUAAAUAAACCUAGAGUGUGAAUUCAGCAAUCUCUGUGUUUUGUAAGACUUUAUGUAGACCAAUCAAAAUCCACCCUUAACGAAGAAUCCCUGAUUUUUCAGGAAAACUAACUAUUUCUAAGGGUAUGGAUUUUUACAUUUUGUAAAACUUUAACAGGUAUAUGGGUUGAAUAAGCAACUGAAGAAAAAAACUGUUUUGAAAGCUUUAUCAGACCUCUGAUACACUUUGCCAAUAUUCAUUGUGCAUUGUAUAGGUGAUUUUUUUUACUUUGCUUUUUAUUGAGAAAAAGUGAGUUAUAACCUAUUUUUAGUACUGUAGUACCACACGAACAAACACUGUUUAUUUUUGUUCUCCUCAUGCUAUGAGCCAAACACUUAUUUAAGUUACUUCCUAUCCAGACUAGAAAUGAACAGUUAAAUAAUCAUGUAUUGCUAAUUAUAGGCUAUCAAUAUCAUUACAUUGUAAAUAUGAGAUUGUUUUUGUUUUGCUUUUGUAGAUAGCAGAUCAAAAAGGGAAGUGUUAUUUUUCAUAUUUGUUUUCUUUUUUCCAAAAGCAGUGUUUUUUAUGCUUUUUUAUGUUUAUAAACCACAAGGCAGGAACUUUAUAAUGUUAAUAUUUGGAUAUGCACAAGUUUCUUCCUCCAGUCUUUUAAUAUACUCCAUUUUAUUUCACAAUUUACCUGGCUAAAUGCUCCCCUCUGCAGAAUAUUUUCACUUCCAUUCCUUUAUAGUUUUUUUUUUUUUUCAUUAUUAAUUGAAGUUUUAUCCUGUGCUGUUUUCUUUAACAGCUGUACUAAUUUAUCUGGACAAGGUGUAACCUGAAGGAGAGUUUAUCGAUUAUCCUAAUAUGGGUAGCCUACUCAGAUUAAAAUGCACCUUUCAGUCACUUCAUCUGGUAGUAUAACUGGCUGUCCUAAUUGCUGUUAUAUUUUUAUAUAUACACAGUAGUAGAGCUUGUUUGUUUAAAUAAGUUGUAAAUUAAAAGAAAGUAUGUGUUAUUUCAGCACUGGUGUACCAUUUCGUCUUGGUUGUCAGUUGAGAUCUAGCAAAACAUUAUGCAGACGUAGCAAACAUCUGUCAUUCAGCCUCGAACAGUUCAGACAGCAAGCCAUUCAUCUUGCUAUGAUAAGUAUUAUCCUAUGUCAUCACCACACAAGAAAACAUUUUUGAAGUAUUUUUUCCCAGUGCUAACUAAAAAGUUAGUUUACUUCUGCCAUUCUUAACUUGGGGUUAGUUGGAUGGCAUGCAAAGACAUAGUAACAUUUAAAACAUUGUUUCUACCAGACAUGGCUUACUCUAGGGAAGUAAGAGUGUGCUGUCUUCUUCACUUGUGCUUCCAUGUUAGUAAAUAGUAACAUUUCCACUGGGUGCUUUGGCUUGAUUUCUGCUGUUGGUGGACAUUAUUCUGUUUACUAUCAUGCAAGCAUAAGUGAUGCAGAAAGUUACAAGUCUUUCUAGAAGAGUACUACAUCUGGAAGAGAUGGAAUUUUCUGGCACAAAUGCUUCUCUUCUACUUAGCAAGCUACAACAUUUAAAAAAAAAAGAAACCCACUAGAUGUUUAUAAACUUACAUUUUUCUUUAUUAGGAAAUUGUCAAUCACUUCAUUACUUACAGUACUUUGUUUUCCAUUUUAGGAAAGGUUCCCUCUGUAAUAUGAACUACAAUUUAGAGUAAACCCUGAAAAAGUGUUGUUAAAAAGGCCUUCAUAACAACCUGCUGUACUUCAUUCAAUCACAUUUUUCUUCUUAAUGCUGACAUCUAUGAUUAUUAGAACUAUUUCCCAAAGGUACAAGAGAGUUUGGGAUAUUAAGAAUCCCUACCCUUUAUUCAUCAUAAUAUUAUGCCUGUCACUCCAAAAAUCAGUCAUAACACAACUAAAUGAGUCAGACAUCGGAAAAGCCAGUGUUAGCUAUAUUUAUCAAUGUGAAAUUAAACCUCUUAUUAAAAAAAAAAAUAAAAUCACUUUUUACUCUCAUUGCAUUCUUUACCUUGGCCAUCUCUUAGGUCUUAACAGAAGCAUUAACAGGCCAGAAUUUCCUUCCAUUGCAUCCCAGUAUAGACCAGGUAUAGCCUGAACAUAUUCACUGUCCCAAUGAUUGCUUUGUUAUUAUUAUUAUUGAUACUAUUAUUAUUAUUAUUAUUAUUAUUAUUAUUAUUAUACACUUUAUAUUGUGUAUACAUACUACUACAAUGGCAGAAUUUAACAGAAAGGGUGUUUCUCUGGUAUUCUAACCAGUGUUAGUACUUUGGAUAAAGUGCAAUCCAAAAUCAACUUUCCCUUUUAAUAAGGCUAUGUUUUGUUACCAUUCAUUAGGUAUACUGUAGAAAUUUAAGUUGGUUGGAAUAUCUGUUGUUAAUCUAUGCUUAUAGCAGAGUUCAGCAAUAGUGGCAGCAUUAACCAGUCUUGGUAAAAUACACCUAUGAAGAGUCAAUUUUGGAACCCAAAAUAAUCUUAGAAUAUGUGUUUUAAUCAUUUUAGUCUCCUCCUAUGUGAGGAAGCCCUCUAUUGAUGGAAUUUUAUGUGGGGUAUACUUUUUAUUAAAACUCCUUCACAUGAACUAUCAAGAAAGGCGGGUUGUUAUGGGGUUCCAAACACAAAAUUGACACAUCGGCUGUAGGAAAGAAUAUGCAGUUAAAAGUACCUUUGUUCUUCACUACAAAGAAAAUAUAAAGGCUUGGAUAUGGCAAAUGUUGGCAGUGACAGAUAAAUUAGGUAUUGCAGCUUCUUUGAUGCUUUUCUUGGGGGUUGAUAAGAUCUGAUAAGACCCAUAUUUUUUAGAUUCUAUUCUGCUUUAACACCAGUUUCAGUUUUUGUUAUU